CCGCAUCCUCCCCGACGCCCGCCCAUGCCGAGCGGGUCCUCGCCGAUCGAUCUUUCAUAACCCUGCUAUCUCGCGCGCAUAUUGCGUUGUGGCGCGCCCCGCUCAUAACCGAUUUAGCCUGUCCCGCGCUCGGGAACCAACCGCACAACCAACUGGAAUACCGAACUCAACAACUCGUCCAUCCCUCUUCGCUGCUGCUGUCUCCGCUCCUGGUCCCCCGCGUCCCCUGGGCCUGUACCUGAACAAUAACACGGCGGCCCCGUGCUAGCCAAAACCGGUCCUUUGUUUGCUGCAACAAGCGACUCGCCCGGUUCAGCUUGUGACGCACGCUCUGCUCGGGACAGACACACGACCCGCCCGCCCGCGCAGGCUGGUGUACGCUCUCCCUGCCCCCGCCCCCGCCGUGUACGAUGGAGCUCGAGUACGAUACACGCCCGGUCCCAGUCGUCCACCGCGGUCGCGACUGGAACACCACGGCGCUUAAUGGCUCUGCAACUUCCCCGGUAGCUACCCCUUCCUCCUCCUCGUUCGCGUCGCGCCGUCGCUCAACUGCGGGGCACACCCCUCCUCCUCCGCCCGGCCCGCCGCCUGCUCAGCCUAUCCCCAGUCUUCCUGUUGCAGGCCUAUCACGCUACGAAACCUAUGAUGGGAUGCCAGAUGCAUCAGGAUCAGGCCCAGAUGUUCCCAGCAUGAACUCGACAUACGCCCGCCCCACCCCCUCGGCCAGUCUGGCUGCAGUCACUGCUUUCUCUCAAGCACGCUACGCAUCUGCAUCGACCACCGGCUAUCCGUCGCCCACCCUGAGCGGGGCCUCCUCCGACAACCUCGCCGACUCCCCGCCACGAUCGAUGCUCCGCCCCCCACCUCCGCAGCCGCCGCCCCCCACGCAACAGGAGACAGCGAACGACAGGCUGCUGCUCACGCCAAAUGUCGAUCAAAGGCCGCCUGGACAGCGACCAUCCUCGCGACGGGCGUUAACGCGAGCCUUGGAGCUUGCGCGAGAGGCUGUCAGAUUGGACUCGACGAACGACGACCCGUACGGUGCGGUGAUGGCGUACGCCCGGAGCGUCGCGCUGCUGAGCGAGGUUAUGGAGCGGGUGAUGCGCGGGGAGGACAGCACAGAAACAAGACGACGGAAUGGGAGGCGGAGAAGCGUAGUCGCGCAGGAGGAGGAAGUACGACGGUUGAAGUCAAUUCAUGAUACGUAUGCGGACAGGAUGAAUAUCCUUAGCGUCGUAUACGAAAUUCCCCUCCCUCCCCACUCCCCAUCCUCUGUCUAUGCUUCCUCUUCCGCAUCUGUCUCGAGCGAUUCGACGCGUCCUUCCUCCCCGAGGUCAACCACACCAACAUCAGAACGCUCGCCAUCCAGAACACGCGAUAGCGAUCAGCGUCACUCUACGGAAACUGUUAGGGCCGACGACGAAGACUCCGGGGCGCUGAGCCGCAACAGCAGUCAUAACAGCCUCUCACACUACUCGGCGGCGCGUUCGACAUACUCAAAUCCUGGAACAGCCUCUCCUGUGCAUCCCUAUGCGGCCGCGUCUGCGCCAUCGCUCCCACCAAUCCCUCCGACAGAUAUCGGCCCCAAUUCCCGUACCUCCAUUCGUUCGCGUCCCCGCGCCUCAUCAACCCUCCCACCCCCUGCGCCGCCUCCCACCACCCUCCCGCCCCCUGCACCCUCACCCACCCGUCUUGACUAUCCAGACCUCACGCCAACCGCGACAAGAUCAGAAGUCGGCCGCGCGCGAGGUAACUCCAUCAGCCACAGACGAACUGGCUCCAACGGCCGCCUCGUACCUCUGAGAGAAGAGACUGUCAAUGGUGUCUCUGCAGGGCAGAGCAGUCAUGCGGAAGAUGGCCUCAGGCCCAGGUCCCGCGUAAAUAUGCACCCGAAUGGCGUAUCACCACCGCUACCGCCCCUACCGUCACCGUCUAUCGAGGCUCCCGCGAUACCCAGGAACGGGCUCGGCGACCAUCCUUCGUCACCGCCGCCUGGCAGUCCGGGUCACUUUACGACUCCGAGGCCGCGGGGAGGAUCUACGAUGUCUGUACGCUCGGAGGUCACGCCAACGAGCAAGCCCGCCCUCAUAAACACGUCUCCGGCGUUGGGUACCAUCUCCCAGCGACGCGGCAAGGCUCCCGGUCCUCCUGGUUCGGGCGGAGAUGCGCCGUCUCCGACGGAUUCGACUCUGUCCGCAGCCUCUGCGCCAAAUAUGGGCAGGGUAGCAUCUGCAAUACCUGCAAGCACGGUCAGUAACCUGGGCCUCGGACGGAACAGGGCGUCAUCCCAGCCUGGGAGACGGCCGUCCAUCGUGACCGCGUACUCAUAUCCCUCCUUGCAGGGGGGUUCCCCUGCGCCACGGAAAGUCUCGAUACCCUCUCGUCUGAACCCUUCUUCGCCACCACAAAUCACGCUAGACACGUCGAUACUGUCACCGACACUGCACCUGUCGGGACUGACGUCGCCUCCGUUGGUGCCCCCUCCUCCGAUACCCUACGCAAAUAUACCCAUGGCGCCAUUAUCCCCCCUCCCGUCCUCCGCGCCCCCAGAUCCACUCCGCAAACCGUACCACAUGAUGUUCCUCCUGCGCCAGACGAUGACGUCCAAGACAGGCGGGUAUAUCACGCGCCGACUACACGUCCCGCAGGAGGUGUGGUCGCAGGGCGGCGCGAAGCUCACGAACGUGCCCGAGAAGAUCCGCGUCGUCGAGGUGCUCUGCUCUGCGCUCGAGGAGCUGCAGCACUGGAGCGCGGAGUACUUUGGGGCGGGCAACGUGAGCAGCGGGCUCGCGCUCGGCAUCGGCAGCAUUUCUCGCAAGGAGGGCGAGCAGUGGGCGGCGAAGCUCGAGGACUUCUCCGGCGUGUGCGAUGGCGUCGUGGGUCAGUUUGGGAAGAAGCUCGGCGUCGGCGAGGGGUUCAUGACCAAGAAAAGCAGCGGCGUUACGUCUUGGGGAGGGCGACUGACCCGGCAGUUCGACAAAAUCACGAACGGGAAAAACCUGGACUCGCCCGCGCUGUACGUGCAGGGCCUGUCGAAGCUGUUCCAGGCCGCACAGAUCCUGGACGAGCACGCGAAGGCAGCGGCGCCGCAGUCGCUCGCGCCACUAUAUGCCGCGUUCCCGCCUGAUAUCCGCAACUCGCUAGACCUGAAGCUGCGCCACGCGUCCGAGUUCUUUGCGAAGGUCGUGCUCACGUUCGUUAUCCGCGACAUGGCGCUCCUGCUCGACAAGUACGUGAAGAAGUGCGAGAAGUGGCUCGCGGAGUAGGCCGCCGCCCGCGCAGCCUGCGUGCGUGCGCGGGGGCGAGGACGCGUAGAUUCGGAUUCGGGAACGGACUCAGCGAACUGCGGCGCGUCGUCUUCAUAGCUGUACUUUCUCUGCACCGUAUAUACCGCGCAUCUUCAUUUCGCCACCGGACCCCCACCCACCAUACGUAUGUGCCCGCCCGCGCGCAGGCGGCCCUUUUGUUUGUUUCGGCGUUGUAACAUUAUGCUCACGGGAUAGAUGCCUCUUCUCUUCCUCUCGUUGUCUGUCGUUCAUGUCCCGUCUUUGUCCCCCUCUUCGUGUCGUUCGGAUACAUCCCGCGCCUGCGUCAAC
Messenger RNA from Trametes versicolor FP-101664 SS1, 3596 nucleotides. RefSeq lists its product as uncharacterized. NCBI's taxonomy places the organism in Eukaryota, Fungi, Basidiomycota, Agaricomycetes, Polyporales, Polyporaceae. The transcript has 4 exons. The record is from RefSeq and is a predicted model, not a curated record. The coding region runs from base 411 to 3266 and encodes 951 amino acids.